Messenger RNA from Pseudophryne corroboree (corroboree frog), 2114 nucleotides. Its product is annotated as potassium voltage-gated channel subfamily D member 2-like. The record is from RefSeq and is a predicted model, not a curated record. The coding region runs from base 996 to 2114 and encodes 372 amino acids. Gene Ontology annotation, molecular function: A-type (transient outward) potassium channel activity; protein binding; voltage-gated monoatomic ion channel activity involved in regulation of postsynaptic membrane potential. Gene Ontology annotation, cellular component: postsynaptic membrane; voltage-gated potassium channel complex; neuronal cell body. Gene Ontology annotation, biological process: potassium ion transmembrane transport; protein homooligomerization. The transcript has a single exon. NCBI's taxonomy places the organism in Eukaryota, Metazoa, Chordata, Amphibia, Anura, Myobatrachidae.
GAGGGGGUGGGAUUACACAGGCUCCUUCCCUGCAUGCGACUACAAGCUAGUGAAAUGGAUGCAAACACAGUGAUAGGGGAGAGGUACUCACCCCUCCUAACUGUGCUCAUUUCCCCUCAUCCACCUGAAGCUGGCAGAGAAUGUAUGCUUAGUGUAUGGAUGCACAUGUGCUAGGCAAACUGAACUGAAGUUACACUGAGUGCCUGUAACCCCGGACCUCUGCCUCCCCAGCUGUAUGCCUCUGCUUCUCCCUGGAAAGAGCUGCUGCUGUGGAUUCUGUAUACUUGUUGCUAUACCUCUGUCCAGCUCAGUGGGAAUCGCUUUCCGAGGCUAUGGAUACCACACAGGCUUACUUAUCCUAUUGUGUGUGCUGAGAUCAAUCUGCACAUGCUUGAUGUAAUUCUCCACUUUCUGCAGUCCCAUAAAGGUACGUAGCUCUUCUGGCUGGAACAGCAAUUGGAAUAUAUUGGUGCAGUUCCUGCUUGUCAGUCUGCUUGCAUCUGGCCAAGCCAUGCUUCUGUUCUUAGCAGAACGUUAUAGGAAAAUGAUGAGUUCCAAAAUGUUCCUAUGCAAAUCAUUAAUUGUGUUAAAUGAAUAGCACAAAUGGAUCUCCUAUAGUAAAGGAGCAGGCAUAGGCAUGUGUGAUGUGAUUGCCACUGUCAGACUUAAGAGACAACGGAUAGGUGACGGAAAGCUGCAAGCAGACAGAGCAGCUCUCUCCCUGCUGCUGGUAUAGCUCUGAGAGCUGCAGCUCAGCCAGCAACACAUGGCAUUCUUCUUCCUCUGCUUCUGCUGAACACUACAGACUGCUCUUAUCUGACACACCUGGAAACAGAAUGGGAUUGUGACCUAGAGACACUGACAGCAUCUUCAGCACAUUCUUCCUGGUCAAACUUUUUAUCUGCUAACAAAAUCAAACAAGUUUUAUAAACUUGCAGCAACCUUUAUAUUUCUGCUAAAGCUCAGAUAAGCCAUUACAGGCAACCACGGUAAACAUGGCAGCAGGAGUGGCAUCAUGGCUGCCCUUUGCGCGAGCUGCUGCCAUUGGCUGGAUGCCAGUGGCAUCAGGUCCUAUGCCUGCACCACCCCAAGGUGAAAGGAAAAGGUCUCAGGACUCCUUGAUUGUGCUAAAUGUCAGUGGUACCCGCUUUCAAACUUGGCGAAACACGCUAGAGCGCUACCCGGAUACUUUGCUUGGCAGUACUGAGCGAGAUUUUUUCUUUAAUCAGGAUACUGGAGAAUAUUUCUUUGAUAGGGACCCGGACAUUUUCCGCCACAUUCUGAAUUUUUAUCGCACAGGUCGGCUUCACUACCCGCGGCAUGAAUGUAUUGCUGCAUUUGAUGAAGAGUUGGCAUUUUUUGGUGUUAUGCCAGAGAUUAUUGGUGACUGCUGUUAUGAGGAGUACAGAGAUAGGCGCAGGGAGAAUGCAGAGAGAUUACUGGAUGAUGCUGACAGUGAGAACAAAUCAGACGGACCACUACCCCCAAUGUCAGCUCGUCAGAAAAUGUGGCGAGCAUUUGAAAACCCUCACACCAGUACUGUAGCCUUGGUAUUUUACUAUGUAACUGGCUUCUUCAUUGCUGUCUCUGUCCUUGCCAAUGUGUUGGAGACAGUACCAUGUGGUACAGGUCUAGGCUCUAUGCGGGACUUGCCUUGUGGUGAGCGUUAUACUACGGCUUUUUUCUGUCUGGAUACAGCAUGCGUCCUUAUCUUCACUGUGGAGUACUUGAUGCGCUUGUUUGCUGCACCCAGCCGAUUUCGGUUUGCACGAAGUGUAAUGAGCGUCAUCGAUGUGGUGGCAAUCAUGCCCUAUUACAUUGCUCUUGUGAUGACAAACAAUGAGGACGUAAGUGGCGCAUUUGUCACGCUGAGAGUGUUCCGUGUGUUUCGGAUCUUUAAAUUUUCCCGCCACUCACAGGGUCUACGGAUCUUGGGAUAUACACUGAAGAGUUGUGCCUCAGAAUUGGGAUUUCUGCUAUUCUCCCUUACUAUGGCGAUCAUCGUCUUUGCCACAGUAAUGUUUUAUGCUGAGAAGGGUUCUUUAAACAGCAGAUUCACUAGUAUACCAGCUGCCUUUUGGUACACCAUCGUCACCAUGACAACGCUGGGGUAA